AUGGCGAUUCAGGUAUCUCCAAUGACGGAAGGCGACAUUGACGGCGCAAUCACGACAAUCCAGGAAGCCUUUGCCGACGACCCCUACAACCACUGGAUCUACCCAGACCGCAGCAAAAUCUCGCUGACGCGCAACCGCGCUUCGCUCUGGCAGCGCUGCCGCUGGGGCAUUGCCCACGGCAUGUUCCUCGUGGCGCGCGACACGUCGGCGCCCUCUACCGUUGUUGGUUGCGCAAUGUGGCUCCCACCGCGGCGCACCUCGGAACCAGAAUCAUGGUCCCUGUACCUCUCGUACUGGUACCUCUGGCUCAACCAGAUCAGGAUCAACCUGUGGUUCGGCCGCGGCGGUCUCAACACCAAGCGCUACUGGAUCUGGAAAGAGCGGCAAGCCGAGGCCCAAAAGGAACUCUGGACAGAUGAGCGCGGAUACUACUUUUGUAACAUUGUUACCGUGUUGCCCGAGUGGCAGGGCAAAGGCGUGGGACGCGCGCUGAUGGACGAGGUGCUCAGGAGAGCGGAUAACGAGGGCAUGAGGUGCUAUCUGGAGAGUAGUCUGAGGAUACCGAAUGUGGCCAUUUAUGAAAAAUUUGGGUUUAGGCUUGUGAGGGAGAUGGAGUGCAAGGACGGCGAGGAUGAGAAAGACGCCGUUACGUUAUUUUGCAUGAUGAGGGAGCCACAGAAGGGAGGUCAGACGAAGGAUUGA
Molecule: messenger RNA, 702 nt
Organism: Exserohilum turcica Et28A
Lineage: Eukaryota; Fungi; Ascomycota; Dothideomycetes; Pleosporales; Pleosporaceae
Exons: 1
Coding region: 1-702 (233 amino acids)
Molecular function (GO): acyltransferase activity, transferring groups other than amino-acyl groups
Source: RefSeq, a predicted model, not a curated record